ACUUGUAAAGAGAUCCUGUCAGGGUGGGUGUGAGGACAAAUUGUACAGUUUUCCUGCUUAGACGAAUACUGUUUUAGUUUGGUAACCUCCUCUUGACACCUGAUGCAAUUAAUGAUUGAAGGAAGCCAAUAAGCCGCCUUACUCUAAAACCAAAUAUUUGGGUGUUAGCUGGAAUGGUUUUAGUUGCAGUAGCCGGUGAGGUUUCUUUAGAACACCUCUGAUUGUUCUCAGUUUUCUUCAUCAGGUGCAUUUGGAUACUUGAAGCUGUGAAUGAGCAUUACCUUUUGUGCACAAUUUAGCAAUUCAUACAGACUCAUAUGAAAUUUGCUGAGGCUUUUAUCAAAGUCCUUUAAAAUUUGAUCUCUCCUGGAUGUGGACACAUUGAUACAAUCUGCCAAUCAAAAGGCCAAAAGCUAUUAAGGAAACCUGAUAUUGACUGGAAAAGAAUUGCUGGGAUUAAGUACCUAACUGCAUGUACAAUUAAGUCUGAUCAUGCAGCAUUGGUUUGAAUAUUAAUAUUCUCAGUGAAUCCAGCAGUAGCAUUAGGAAUUCUGCACUGCUUUGUAUUUACUAUAACACCAACCCCACCUCACCCUGUGUUAUGCAAUAACGGAAUGAAGGGAGUGAUGGAUAAUCACUUGGACCUCAGUUUCUUGACAGAGGAUGAGUAUCAGGCACUCUUGAAAGUUAUUCAGAGAGAUUCCGAGCUCAAGAAAAAAGACAGUGAACGAAUCAGGACAGCACAAAAAUCCAUUCAAGAUGAAAAGAGAAGGAAGCUGGUUACUGGAGUUUGGUUUGAGGAAGUUAAAGCAAAGCGUUACCGAAAUUCUUUACUUGGAGUGGACCUGAUCAAGGCCUCAAUAGGGAAGAAAAAGCCCAUAAUACACGAUGCUGCUCAGAAGACUGAAUCACAACAAGCUCAGCUUUCAUCAUACCUCAUCCCAACCUCAUCUCAAACUGCCAGAUAUGAAGAAUCAAGUGAUUCAACUGAUGGAGCCAGUGAAGAGUCUCCAGAUGAGGAUGAAGCAAUCACAGCAAAGCGAAAGACUAAAGUGAAAGAUAUUCAGAAGAAGUCAUUGUAUGAUCCUUGGCCAAUCGGCAAUGAAGAAGCAAGCUGUACCGGAUUUGCUGUACAAACACAAGAAAAAGGGCAGCAAAACAAUUCUGUAGGACCUAAAGUAUCCACUCCAAAAUCUGUGCCAAUUGUGGAUUGGCAGAAACGAGCCAAGAGUAUAGAUAUUCACUACCCACAAACCUACCAGAGUCCCACAGGUUCUGACAUAUCAACUGAAAUUCAGAUGAAACACACUUACAGUGUUUCUCGAAUUCCAAGAAGAAUACAUUCUAUGGAUAUCUCAGGAGACUUGAGAGGAACUGGGGAGCCAAGAAACUCGAAUGACAUGACCUUAGAACAGGGUCACAUAAGUGACAUGGUCUCUUUAACAGGUCCACAAAGGGCUCCUGCAGGUUUUAGUGCCGAGUCUCCUGUUUUUGAACAAGCUGAAGAUACGAUGAAACAAGACAAUGAUGCAGACAGCUCCUGUGAUACGAAGCAAACCAAUCAGACAUCUGACAUCAGAGGCCAAAGAACUGCUUCACCUGAGGGUAAUACUCAGACUCCAAGACAGCACAGUCGUUUAGAAUUUACAGGGGAAGCAUGGAAUGCUGCAAAAGAGUCUGAACACAGUAAUGUGAAUGGUCAAGGAUUAACCACAGUCUCUACAAUAGCAUCACCAGUGAGUGAAAAGCCCCUGGAUGUGCCAAAAUCCAGGAAGAGCCUGGCCACUCACUGUAAAGGGGCAUCCACUUACCAGGUUCCAGAGAUAAGUGACAAAGAGAAAAUGCAUAUUUCUAACAUUACCCAGUUUCCAAAAUGGGACAGCACAUCCAGAGAAAGUGAAACUCAGACAAGCAAGAAGCCAGAAAGCUUUGCCUCUGAGUCAGGUCCACGAGGACUACCAUUCGCCAAAACUAAUGAAGACCAACAAGCUUACAAUACACUUGAGAAAUUGAACCUCUCACCAACAUCUCAAAUUCCAAGACUAAAAAUUGCUUUAGAAACAGCAGGGGAAACUCGAAAAAUACCUGCUGAGGAUCUGAAGCCAUUGAGUAGACAGUUGGCAGGUAAGAAUGAGACUACUGAGGUGUCUGACCAAGCAAAGGCUGCCUUUCAUCCUACUUCCAGAAUAGCUAAAUAUCAGUCAUCCUCUUCUGAUGAUGAGAGAGAGAAAGACCAUAAACAAGGUGCUGUGUUCACCAUAAAUGCCUUAGGUAAUAAGCACCUUGAAGGUGAAGCUCUCACUGACCCCAACCAUUUCAAAAGCCUGAAGCACUUUUGGGAAAGAGGAAUUGAAUCCAAUAAAGCAAACAAUGAGCUUCCAAGCAAUGUUUCCAAACGUCCAUUUAGAAGACUCAGAUCACCAGACUACAAAAGCUGCCCCACUGAAGUAAAGCAAUCCACAGUGCCUGAGUCCAAGUCCAAUUUGGCAACCAGGGAAAUUCCUUCUACAAAUAGCUAUCCUAACUCUGAACUUCAAGGGAACCAAUCAAUAAGUCAUUCGUCUGAGGAAGGAGAAAUUGACCAGUUAACUAGGACUAGCAAGUUACCACCCGUUCCUGCUCCAAGAGUCAGAGCAGCUGUCAAAAUUGAAAAGCCUGAUGCAUUGAUGACCAAGUGGGACCAAUAUGCAGAAGCAACUCCUUCUAUGGUUGAUGAAGUAUCUAAAAUUAAUAUUCAGCAAUCUCAUAGUGAUGAUGAUCAACCAAAAGACUCCAUUGCACUGGAAUCCAUUGAACAUGGCAGACCCAUAACAUUGAUACAUUCCAAAAGCUUGAGUUUGGAUGAAUCUUUGUCAGUCAUGAAAAGCAGUCAAACUCCUCCUGAUUACAUUGUGGAGGAACCUAUAAAAAAGGAGAUUCUUCCACCUAAGGAGAUUGAAAGAAAGGAGAUGUACAAAAAGAUAAAGAAAAUGGCAAUUGAAUCUGCUGCAGAUAACCCACCAUCAACAGAGGAGCUCACAGUGGUUAAGGUUGAUGAUAAAGUCUGUAAUGAAAGUCCAGUAUUACUUUACAAUGAUCAUAAAUCAGAGGUGAGGACACCAGUAGACAAUUACGUAAUAAGACUUAAUGGAGAAUUUCAACUUUGUCCAAAGGGAAGGGAUGAGGAAAGCACACUAUGCUCUUCCCAGUCUGAUACUCCUACUUUGGAACAGGAUGUAGAUCCAGGAAAAAAUGAUUGCACCAACAUUUCAUUGAAGAGCCAAGCAGAAGCCCUGGUGGAAAAGUCAUCUGAAGAUGAUCCUGCUGAACCUCAAAUCAUCCUGCAAUACAAUAAACACUUACUGUCAAGAAGUGCAAGCGAAGAAUCACGCACAAAGGCACCUUCUGGAGAUGCUAAUGCGGGAACAUCAUCUACAGAUGAACUCCAUCAUUCAGUUAAUCUGAACUCUGUAACUGUUAGAAAACCUUUAACUGUUGUCAGUACAGAAGGUGGUGAAGCUGACCUUCUGGCUCGUGCAUUAACCAGUAAUUCCAGUGUGCAGGAGGAGGAAGCAUCAAACGUUCUCCUUCAUAUGGCUGAUUCAGAAAAUGAUGAUUUUCACAGGAUGAAGUCAGGUACCACUUAUGGAUUGUCCCCAGUAAUGAAGGCUUUAGCCAGAGCUAAGAGGAAUAAUGCUAAGAGUAUGGACAAUUUAAACUCUACUGUAGACCGAGAAACCAUCACUACUUCAGUGAAUGAGAAUGAUGUAAAAAGAGAUGCUGAUGACAAGCCCCCUGCAGUAAAUAUUCCAACUUUGGAGCAUUCAAGGGUGAAGGAGCUGAGCAAGUCUGUUCCUAUGCUCAUGACUGAGAGUGAAUCAGACUCUGCUUCAGAGGUCAGCUUCAACAUUGGAUGGCACAGGAAGACUCCCAGCGAUGCCAGCCAUUCCUCAGAUAUGGCAUCUGUGUCUUCAGUGAGUGGAAGCAUCAUGAGUGUCUACAGUGGUGAUUUCGGAAGCAUUGAUGCUCAGGGGUCAGUCCAGUUUGCUUUGGAUUACAAUGAGAAGAACAAAGAGUUCCAGAUUUAUGUGAGUCAGUGUAAGGAUCUGGCUGUAGUGGAUGAGAAGAAGGGUCGAACUGAUGCGUAUGUUAAGACCUACUUGCUUCCAGACAAGGCACGUAUGGGCAAGAGGAAGACCUCUGUCAAAAGACGAAACAUUAAUCCGCUCUACAAUGAAGUAUUGAAGUACAAAAUUGAGAAGAGUGUUCUCCUAAUCCAAAAACUCAAUCUGUCCGUCUGGCACAAUGACACAUUGGGCAGGAAUAGCUUUCUGGGAGAGGUGAAUGUGGAUUUGGCCAGCUGGGACUGGAGUAAUCGAGAACUUAACUGGUAUCUCCUAAAGUCAAGGUGUCCAGCGAUGGGAGUUGGAGUGGAUCACAGAGGAGAAAUAAACCUUGCUAUCAAAUAUAUACCACCCGGCACUUUGGGUGCUGGAGAUCCUCCCACUGGAGAGGUACAUAUUUGGAUGAAAAAUGCCAAGGAUUUGCCCCAACUUCGAUCAUCUGGAGUGGACUCAUUUGUGAAAUGUUAUGUGCUUCCUGACACAAGUAAGAAGAGCUACCAGAAGACUCGGAUUGUGAAGAAGGAUACCAACCCUAUUUAUAAUCAUACUAUUGUAUACGAUGGCUUCAGAACAGAGGAUCUGAAAGAAGCCUGUGUUGAACUGACAGUAUGGGAUCAUGAAAAACUGACUAAUCAUUUUCUGGGUGGACUCAGGCUGGGGUUUGGCACAGGAUAUAGUUAUGGAAUCCCAGUAGAAUGGAUGGACUCUACAGAAGAAGAGAUAGCUCUCUGGCAAGACAUGGUGUCAAAUCCUAAUGAAUGGAUACCAGGCUCCCUGCUACUUCGGUCUCAACUGGGAGGCAAGAAGCUUAAGUGAAAUAGCACUUUGUGCACAAAGACUUAAUCUUGACCUUUACUGCCAAAAUAUUAUUUGUCAAUCAGCAACUGAAUUGAUAGUGCACUUAGAAGACUUGAUAACAUGAAUCAAGCCUUUUUGUCUGUUUCAAAUAUUUUCACCUUGUAAAAUGACUGAAUGUAUGCCUUUACAGAUUUGAAUCUUAAAUUCUUUUUAAAGAAGCCAUUUCAAAUCUUUGUACAAAAUCUAUUUUCUUAAAAUUCUUGUAUCCCAACUUUCAUUUGGCCCUCUACAUUUCUAUGGUAGUUUUCUGUGUCCCAUCUGUAGUCUAUUCCUGCUUGAAGUUUCUCAACAACACUGGACAUGUAAUUUCAAUGUUAUUUCUCUUCCAUCCUGAAUAAUGUUUUGCUGAAAUAUGAAAAAAAAUUAAAAGGAUUCAGCAAGUCUUGCAGAAUCUGUGAAAUGGGAAACGAGUUAAUGUUUUGGAACUGUAGGUUACAACUGAAAAGCCAUUGGCCUGAACUGUUAACACAGUUUCUCUCUUCAAAGAUGCUGCCUGAGCUAUAGAGAAUUUCCAGCAUUUUCUGUUAAUCUAGACUUUCAGCAUCCAUAGCAUACUGUUUCACAUAAUUAUUUUGUUGAAGAGAUUCUCAGGAACACUCCAAUGUUUUAUACCAAAGAAUGAUGGAAUAGCUCUCUGUACCCAUAAUUUUCCUUUACAGUGAGCUUCUGGUUUCAAAAAUGAUGUGGAGAUGCCAUUGUUGAACUGGAGUGGACAAAGUCAGAAUAUCACAACAUCAAGUUAUAGUUCAACAGAUUUAUUUAAAAUCCCAAGCUUUUGGAGCACUACUCCUUCAUCAGGUGAUAGGUUUCAUCUGAUGAAGGAGCAGCACUCCAAAAGCUUAUGAUCUUACCUAUUGUGAGACUUCUGACUUGUUUUCAAAAUGCCACCUAGGAAGUUUCUGAGUAGAGGCCAGUUAAAUAAAUAAGAACCCUUUCACCUAAUUUUUGCAUAUCUUUUAAAAUAGUUCCUGUUUUUUUCCUGACUACACAAUAAGUCAAACUGAAUUCCUACAUUUGAAUAUUACCAGUUGAAUGUGCUGUGAACAGGCCUGAAGAAAUACUGGUCAGAGAUCUGACAUAGGAACAAUAGUUCUAGAUAGCUCCUGAGAUAUAUUGAGACUUGCUAACCCUAGCAGUUAGUAAUAUGGAGGAUGGUCUUUACAUCCAUUUUGCUUUAAAGGACUCUUUAAAUUUAAUGUUUAGGUGAUUCCCCCUCCCUCCACAUUAAUUAGCAGGUGUAAAAAAUUCAGUUGCAAGAGGUUUCAAUUAAGAGCUUGCCAGUUCUCAUGCUUAAACUGACACUAAUGUAUGGAGCACUUUGAGGAAAUUAGGUUUUGCUCAGAAUCUAAGUGCUGCAUUUACUUCCCUUAAGAAAUGCCAUAACUGAGGUCGUUCAGAAAAUAAGUACCAUAUGAAAGGAUCUUAAAUAGAGCCAUAACAUCCAUCUGGCUAAAGUUGGUUAGAGACUCGUCUGCACCUGUAGGAUUGUAAUAUUAUUGCCAUAGUAGAAAUGUAUCUGUCAAAUUGUUCAGUUAGGUAAUUGCUGUUUAAUUAUCAAUAGAGGAAUUAUUUUUUGUAGAUUCCUUUUUAGGUUGUUUGUCUCACGUUUCAAAUAUUUGGAUUGUUGUAUGCAGUACAUACCCCACAUUCCAAAUGCGCUUGUUUUAUUGCUGUAGUAUUAACAAGUAGGAGGCAAACGAUGUUUUAGAUAAAUGUUGAAGCUUCCCUCAAGUCAUAUCAUAACUUCUUGUGUUUAACCACCUGCUGCUGUGUUGUGCACCAACAAUGUAUUUGUUGUACAUAUUAAGUACCCCUCAGUUAAUGACAGUAAUUUAAACUUUAGGCAUUACCUACUAACUACAAACAGUAAAUUGCAUUGGUGUGCUUUAAAUAUGCUGAUGCUGCUUCAAGGAUUGCGUCAUCUAGCCACCUGACAUGGUUGGAAACUUUAUGUAAUUUUUUAAAAGUUGAAGUUCUAAUUGAAAUGGGUGAAAUAUCAGUGAAGUUUGUCUAUUACAAUGUGAGACCAUUUAUGAAUUCAUUCCUCACUUUCAUUUACCUGCUAUAUUUAGCAGCCUGAUAAAGGGCUAACUGAACAUUGUGAUCAGAGAAGAAUAUAUUUUGACAUCAAUAUUAGGCUUAACCCUUUGUUAUUCUGAGUGAUGGACAAGAUAGCUAUUGAUCACUCCAUUUCUAACUGGACCACAUUUCAGUUGUGCAUAACAUCUUCUCCCUGUAAUUUUCUCACUGGAAACAAUUGAUCUGUUGAGCAAAAAGGCAUGAAUAAACCUUAAAAAUUUGAGGUGUGGUUGUAUGCCUUCACCUCAUUCAUAAUAUUUUUAAAUCUCUACAACCUUCUACCAUUACUUAAUGGUUUUGUCGCUGCUAUUUUCUGACACAAUUUGCAUUUCAAUGUUUACAUGUUGUAAUAUAUUUCAGUGUUUGAUUAGCUGGUAUUUAAUUUUUAUUAAGAUGUCAUAAAGCUUUUUGGUGCAAAAUCAAUGGAUCUCAAUAUUGUUGAAUUCAACUUGCAUGAUGCCAUUAUUGUUUUUUUCGAACUGAACUUAAGAAACGAGAAGUGGAAAUUUGAGCUAUGAUUUCAUUU
This is a messenger RNA of Chiloscyllium plagiosum (whitespotted bambooshark), 7566 nucleotides long. RefSeq lists its product as uncharacterized. Lineage: Eukaryota; Metazoa; Chordata; Chondrichthyes; Orectolobiformes; Hemiscylliidae. Gene Ontology annotation, biological process: exocytosis; intracellular protein transport. Gene Ontology annotation, cellular component: exocytic vesicle; plasma membrane. The record is from RefSeq and is a predicted model, not a curated record. Gene Ontology annotation, molecular function: small GTPase binding; neurexin family protein binding.